CUUUAUCCAGAAUACCACUUUUUCAACAUCUCGGCGUUGGCAUUACCACACAACUAUCUUCUUGGUAGGGUUAGUCACCUCAUCCAAAUUUCACAUAAACUUUACGCAACAAAGAUCUGAAUAGGAGAUCCUUCAAGCCUUAACCUUCAAUGGCCUCUUCUUCGAUUGCAUCCAUUCAGAAAAGCUUUACAUAUGAUGUAUUUUUGAGUUUUAGAGGUGAAGACACACGCACCAAUUUCAUUGAUCAUCUUUACAAUGCUCUUCAGCAGCAAGGCAUUUAUACUUACAAGGAUGAUGAGGCAAUUAGAAAAGGGAAAAGGAUCAGUGAUGAGCUCAUCAGUUCCAUUAAAGACUCAAAAUUCUAUAUAAUUGUUUUCUCGAAGAACUAUGCAUCUUCAGCUUGGUGCUUGGAUGAGCUUGUGAUGAUAAUGGGGUGUCACAAGACGACUGAGCAUACUGCAUACCCCAUCUUCUAUGAUGUGGAACCGACAGAGGUCCGGAAACAAAGCGGGGCAGUCGGAAAAGCUUUUGCUAAACAUGAAAAUGAUGAGGCUGCUGGGAAAUGGAAAGAGACUCUAAAAGAAGCCGCAGAUCUGGCUGGAUGGGAGUUGAAGAACACUGCAAAUGGGCAUGAAGCCAAACUCAUCCAAAAAAUUAUUGAAGAAAUUUCACUACAGUUACGUUCCAUUGAUUUCAAUGCUGAUGAAAAACUAGUAGGCAUGGAGACCAGGGUAAAGGAUGUUGUAUCAUCUUUAGAAAUUGGUACCGAUGAUGUUCGUGUAAUCGGUAUCAAGGGGAUGGGAGGUGCUGGGAAGACAACUUUGGCCAGAGCGGUUUUUGAUCAAAUAUCCUUUCGGUUUGAAGCUAAAAGCUUCGUUGAGAAUGUUAGGGAAAAUUCAAACACUUCUUCGUCUGGUUUGAAAUUGUUGCAAAAUCAAGUCCUUAAAGAUGCCUUAUUUGAUCAAGGCAUCAAUGUGAGUAGUGUUCAUGAUGGGAAAAUCAUGAUGAAGAAGAAGAUGCGUAAUAAAAAGACUCUUCUUGUUCUAGAUGAUGUGGACCAUAUAGACCAGCUUGAGGCAUUAGCUGGUAAUCUUAAUUGGUUCAAACCGGGAAGUAGAAUUAUCAUUACAACAAGAGAUGAGCAGGUGCUCGUGGCACACCGGGUGAAGUUGAUUCUUAAUGUCAAUCUGUUAUCGAGAAAGGAAGCGAUUGGGCUCUUCAGUAGGUAUGCAUUUGGGGGAGAGAUUCCAAUUCAAGGGUAUGAAGAGCUAUCGGAACAAGUUGUACGGUAUGCUGCUGGUCUUCCCUUAACGAUGAAAAUUUUGGGUUCAUUUCUUUGUGGUAAAAAUAAGAGUGAAUGGAUAGAUGCACUAGAAAGAUUAAAAACAAUUUCGUUAAAGGAAACUCUUCAAAUAUUAGAAUUAAGCUAUAACAAUCUGGAGGAGGAUUACAAAGAAAUAUUCCUAAAUAUUGCAUGCUUUCUGAAACGGUGGUCAAAACAUACGGCAAUUGAUGUGCUUGAAAGUUGUGGAUUUCAUGCAACAAAUGGUUUAAAAGUUCUUGAGCAAAAAUCUCUCAUAACUAUUGUUGAUGAGCGUGGCAGCAUGCAUGACCAUAUUGAAGAAAUGGGCAGAAAUAUUGUUCGUCGUUUGCACCCAGAUAAGCCUGAGAAACACAGCCGAUUGUGGAUUGAUGAUGAAAUUAAAGAUAUAUUGGCUAAUGACUUGGGUACUAAAGCAACAAGAUACAUACAAUUCCAGUUAAUGGGAGGCAAUUUUGAAAUGGUUAUGAAGGGUCUUAGAAAGAUGAAGGAACUUAGAUUUGUUCACAUAUCUCAGAAUACAAGAUAUAAUUUUGCGGAAGAAAGGACAUAUGAUAAUGUCAGCCAAUACUUUCCAAAUGCUUUGCAAUAUCUGCGUUGGUACCGGUACCCUUUCUGGUCUUUACCCAACACAUUUCAAGCUAAUGAUCUUGUUACACUUAAGAUGGAAUGGAGCAAUAUCAAACAACUUUGGGAAGGGGGAGAGAGAAAGGUUCUUAACAAGCUCAAGAUUCUUGACCUCAGUUAUUCAGAGUUGACGACCCUUGAUCUUGGGUCUAGUCCAAAUCUCGAGGUGUUGUCUCUAAGAGGAUGUCGUGACUUGGUACAACUUGACACGCUCAAUGGAUGUCGAAAGCUCAAAUCCAUCGACCUUAGCAAUUCAAAGUUGAAGACAAUCGACCUUCGCCCAGCUGUGAACCUCGAGCUCUUACAUCUUCAAGACUGCAACGCUUUGGUAGAACUUCACAUGCCUGGUAAAUGUCUGAAUCUCGUAUCCCUGACACUCACUAGUUCACAGUUGAGGACCCUACACAUUGGACAGACUCCAAAUCUGGAGUAUUUAGAUCUUAACAACUGUUAUGAUUUGGAAGACCUUCACAUGGCCGAUAAAUGUCUAAAGCUCACAUCCCUCAACAUUAGUCGUUCAAAGUUGAAAACCCUUGACCUUGGGUUGACUCCAAAUCUGAAGAAAUUAGAUCUAAAAGAAUGUAAGAAUCUGGUAAAACUUCAUGUUCCCAUUGGAUGUCUAGAAGAUCUUGUCUACUUGGACUUAACUGGCUGUUUGAGGUUUACAUCUUUUCUGUUUGACGAAAGGAAAGAUGCUUCUAGUAGAAGGUAUGAAUCAAUCAAGGUUGGCCCUUUAGCCGAGUUACAUCUGUUUGCCAAGUCCCAAGAAACAUGCCCACUUCACCCCGAUAAUACUUUGCGAAAGUUUCAGUUUGAAUGUUUUUACAAAGAUGAUCCCACAUUGACUGGGAAUCUUGCGAAGCUUCUUUCUUUUGGUCUAUGUGCUUGCACAAACCCCAUGACAUUAUCAGGAAGCAUUUGUGGGUUACGGCGUUUAAGAAAGCUUAAAUUGGAAGGCUAUCUGGAGGCUCCCAAGGACCUUGACCAGGUAGAAUGUCUAAAAGAGCUAUGUUUUUCUAUGACAAAUAUGAAACAUCUUCCGGAUAGCAUUUGUAUGAUGAAACAUCUGGAAAUUCUUCGACUUAAAGAUUGUUGGAGUCUUGAGAAGUUACCCGAGGAUCUUGGCCGAUUAAAAUGUUUACAAAGUCUUACUUUGUCAUCUGCAAAGAUUAAACGUCUUCCCGAUAGCAUUUGUAUGUUGAAACAUCUGGUUUUUCUUGAGCUUAGUGAUUGUUUCUAUCUUGAAACGUUACCCGAGGAUCUUGGCCAACUAAAAUGUUUAAAGACACUAUAUUUGUCGUAUGCAAAGAUUGAACAUCUUCCUUAUAGCAUCUGUAUGCUGAAACGUCUGAGAAAGCUCACUCUUUUACGUUGUUGUUCACUUAAGACAUUACCAAAGGAUCUUGGCAAAUUAGAACGUUUGGCAGGGCUAUAUCUGUCAUCCUCAAUCAUCAAACAUCUUCCGGAUACCAUUUGUAUGUUGAAACAUCUGAAAAAACUUGUUCUUGAUGAUUGUUCAUUACUUGAGAAAUUACCGGAGGGUCUUGACCAAUUAGAACGUUUAGAGCAGCUAGACCUAGGGGAGUGUAAGAUUUUACAAGAUAUCCCAAUCGGCAGCAUCUGUAAGAUGAAAUGUUUAAAAUGGUUAGAUGUAGCAGGUACAAGCAUAAGUCGUCUUCCGCGUGACAUUUGUUUGUUGAAAGGCGUGUGUAUUUUAGGAUCGAGAGACCUUCUUCAAUCUUGUGGUUUUACAUCCGAGAUAAAAACCAUACACGACAAAGAUACCUGCUUCGUAGAUGUGUGAAUACCACAAGCCAAGAGUCUAUUAGUCAUUAGUGUCACUAUUUAUGAUGGAGUCUACCCUAUCUCCAUAAGGGCUCUUCUGGAGAGAAAACCAGUGACUAUGUAUAGAGUAUAUUGUCUCUUUGUAAGGGAUCUUUUGGAGGGAAUAUGAUUUUGAGAUGCUCUGAAGGCCUAGUAAUUCACAAAGAACUAUUCUAAUAGGUACUUUCUUUGUUUUCUAUUGAUCAUCUUAUUUUGAUUUGAAUUUUGAAAUCAGUGACUAUAAUUAUUUCUCUUGGCAAAACUCAGUAAUUAUACUCAAACAAAAUACUAGUAGUACGCAUAAAUGAAGAAUCUCUAUUAUAGUUGUAUAUGCUUGGUUUUAUAGGGUAGCUUAUUCACCGUUUGUGUUGAGUUUAGAGUCUUAUUCGACUUAAAACCAUCAAUGCAUGUCUUGGCAGAUCCAAAUACAAUGUUAGAAUUGAUCAAAAUUAAAUCCAAAUAAAUCCUAGAAACAGAUGUGGAUUUCAUGCAAAUAGUACUUAUCAAGUAAAACUUGUAUUCCCUUCUUUUUCCCAUUUUCUUCAUUAUUAUUGUAUUUGUGUCAGGAUCGAUCCUAAUAUUUAAAUCAUUACUUGCAAUUUGGAGUUUUAUGUCCAGGAAGCAAUACAAAAUUGUGUAGAGAAGAAACAUCACAAGGUUUUGAGUGGGAAUUAAAUAAGUCAAAUUACAACGAGAUAUAUAGGACGAAGGAUUCAAGUCAUUGCGAGUUAAUUCAUG
This is a messenger RNA of Lactuca sativa (garden lettuce), 4510 nucleotides long. Its product is annotated as disease resistance protein RPV1. Gene Ontology annotation, biological process: defense response; signal transduction. The record is from RefSeq and is a predicted model, not a curated record. Gene Ontology annotation, molecular function: ADP binding. Lineage: Eukaryota; Viridiplantae; Streptophyta; Magnoliopsida; Asterales; Asteraceae.